AAAGCUUAAUUUGCCCAUCACUAGUUCUCGGCCAAUCACGUUUCAGUAUACAUGUGUUACAAACCAGGUGCUCUGAUAUGCAACAAAUGAAGCACAAGACAGAAUGGGCUCGUGUCUAGGGGGUUUUAAUAAACAAAAAGGCGAUAUAGAACAGAGAAUUUAGUUAACGAAGUAGAACGACGAGGGAGGCCCGAAUAGCGUGGCAGCACGCAGUUGAAGGAGAGACCUUCUGGUCGGCGAUCCCGGCCUUAAAACAUAUCGGGCUCCGCCCACGGCUGACAGGCAACACCUGCACACAAUUAAAGUAUAGGCAAAGUAACAGACACAGAAAUAAGGUCAAACAGCGACCCCUAAGGCAGGAGAACGUAACAACAUGAUACGUUUAAUUGAUUGGCGCUUUGGUUGAAGAGCAUUAUUUUAAACAGCUGUCUGCUGUUUGUGCUUAGUUAAACGGUUUUCUUUUGCGGAAGCGAACAAAUACGGCGCUUGGAUACAGUUAAUCAGAACUUCUUUAAAGAUCCCCAAUGAACUGCACCUCAGUCCAGUAGAUGGCGGUAAUACACGUAGCUUGUAAACCGCCAUAAAACUCUACAGAAGAAGAAGAAGAAGUUAAUCAGAACACUAUUUUAAACAGCUGUCUGCUGUUUGUGCUUAGUUGAACGUUAUCUUUUUGCGGAAGCGAACAAAUACGGCGCUUGGAUACAGUUGAUCAGCAUUCCUCCGUAAAUUAACGGGACCGGGAAGCAUCUGUCAGUCAUCUAUUUACACCACUAAUUUGGGCGUACUUAGGUACCUUACAAUUCCGGUGCAAGUACCGGUCUCACGAAUUCACUUUUUUGUUCAUUUGACACGUGAAACUGGAUAAUACUAGGCGCUCUUUAACAAUGAGUUCGCUAGUGGGUUGUAGCAAACGGGCCGAAAAGGGCAAAAACAACCAAGUGGUUGUACGAUGCAGGUAAGUUUCUCAGACUAUUUAUUUGGUCAAAAUUAUAUGGGUAGCAAUGCAUCUACAUUACCAUGUUUUUACAGGCCUUUCAACGCAUCGGAGCGCAAGACUGGCUCACAUGGAGUUAUCGAUUGCGACCAUAACAGAAAAGAAGUAGCUGUUCGAACUGGAGGUUUUGCAGACAAAAGUGCCAGGAAGACCUACACAUUUGACAUGGUGUUUGGACCGUCGGCAAAGCAGAUUGAUGUUUACAGAAGUGUCGUGUGUCCUAUUUUAGACGAAGUGAUAUUGGGCUACAAUUGUACCGUUUUCGCCUAUGGUCAAAAAACUGGUACAGGAAAAACCUUCACGAUGGAGGGGGAGAGAUCUCCUGAUGAAGAGUUCACAUGGGAGGAGGUAGAGAAACCUCAAACUCCGUCUGAAGACUGAAGCCAGUUCAAAG
Messenger RNA from Clupea harengus (Atlantic herring), 1388 nucleotides. RefSeq names its product kinesin-like protein KIF11. Gene Ontology annotation, molecular function: microtubule binding; plus-end-directed microtubule motor activity; ATP binding. The record is from RefSeq and is a predicted model, not a curated record. Gene Ontology annotation, cellular component: mitotic spindle; spindle microtubule; nucleus. NCBI's taxonomy places the organism in Eukaryota, Metazoa, Chordata, Actinopteri, Clupeiformes, Clupeidae. Gene Ontology annotation, biological process: mitotic spindle assembly; spindle elongation; microtubule-based movement.